AUCGAGUUCGAUAUAGCGAAAACAGAGCUAAUCCACUUUACAAAAAAGAAAGAGAGAAAAGAAAUACCCCUAGAGCUCCCUAGUAAGGAGAAAAUCUACCAUAAAGAUACUAUUAAGUGGCUAGGGGUACACCUCGACAACAAGCUAUCCUUCCGAGGACACGUAGCUAUCCGAGCCUGCCAAGCAAAAGCAGCUUUUAAUAGACUAGGGAGACUAGCGAAUAUAGACCGCGGUCUAUCUCCCUACGCUAUCCGA
This is a messenger RNA of Bipolaris victoriae FI3, 255 nucleotides long. RefSeq lists its product as hypothetical. The annotation marks the transcript as partial. Lineage: Eukaryota; Fungi; Ascomycota; Dothideomycetes; Pleosporales; Pleosporaceae. The record is from RefSeq and is a predicted model, not a curated record. The transcript has a single exon.